Molecule: messenger RNA, 1083 nt
Organism: Nymphaea colorata (pocket water lily)
Lineage: Eukaryota; Viridiplantae; Streptophyta; Magnoliopsida; Nymphaeales; Nymphaeaceae
Exons: 2
Coding region: 354-734 (126 amino acids)
Source: RefSeq, a predicted model, not a curated record
AUCGCCUGCAUUAACUGGCAAUUAAUUACUCAUUAGGAAUAUUGCUUGAGGGCAGCAAAGAAGGGAGGAGAAAGCAUGGUCAUCUCUUAAGUGGAGAAAAGAGAACUCACUUCCUUGUUAUAUCAACACAUUAAUGAAGUCAGGCAGCCAGUUUUUCAUGAGAGAACAAAGUGAGUUGCUUGGUUUGGUCGAAGGAUUAGUAGGUCGAUCGGCCGGUUGAUCCAGUAGACCGUGCGUUUGACCGUUGGAGACGACCGUUAGUUGAGGCAACCGGCAAACUGAAAGAAAAAGGAAUACGAGAACGAGUUCCCGGGUGUUUUUUCGAAAACCUGAAGCGGAAAGGUUUUGUGUCCAUGGAGAUCAAAUCUCCCUUCUCCUCUAGGAGAGAAAAUUGUGGCUCCCCAACGUCGUCUCCUCCUACCCCUCCUUCCCCUCUGCCAGUGAGCACCGGCCCCGACCACCAGAGGUACUCCUUUUCUGCCUCCCCAUCACCGUCACCACCUUUCUCGCCUCCAUCCAGCCGCUCGUCGCCGCGAAACUCGCCGCAUUUCUUUGCAGAUCUGACAGAAUAUGCGCCUCUCCUUCGCAACAACUCGUUGCCCGUUGCCACAGCAACUUUUUCUCUCGACAGAGUAGUUGACAAGUUGGCAGCAGAGAGGUCCUUCUUCGAUGACUGCUUAAGGUGGCUUUUCCUAAGGUGCUGUUGCUGUUCCCGUUCUCCACUAUUCAUUUGAAAUUGGAUCUCAAAAGGAAGAAAUUAGAGAAGAAGCUAAAAAAGAGCUGUAUUCUUGCUUAUGAAGGAUACGCUGAGAGGCAUGCUGCGUGGCUAGAAGGAACCACACUACAUGGAGUAAAAGCCCACAUUUUCUGUGGCUCAUGAUUCAGCAACAUCUCGCUUACAGAUGGCCAUACUUCCACCUUAUUACGAAAAUAUUUUUCUGACGUUUUCGCCAGAAUUUCACGUCCUUCUUUACGUUGUAAUUUUAUUUUCUACUCAUAAAUUUCGUCGGCCAAAAGGCAAAGGAGAAACCUACUUUAUCACUAACCAUUGUCUUCAUAUAAUCAAAUGGCUUUUCUGCUUCA